AGGGCUUAACAAAAGAAUGGCAGAGAGGAUGGGAAAUGGAAGUCAAGGGUAGACACUACUUUUCUAUACAAUCUGAAGUCAGGAAAAUAUGUUUCUGUACAUCCCUGUCCCGUAGGGACUCAGUUAAACUGUGUAGAUUGAGGUUGGGACACUGUGGGUUAAAUGGCUAUUUGUGCAUUGUAGGGAAACAUGUUUCUGGCUUGUGUGAAUGUGGGAGUAAUGAGACAGUUAAGCAUGUUUUCCUAGAAUGUAAAAAGUACAGGGUAGAAAGAAAAGUAUUGUUUGUUAGACUGAGAGGACUUGGAGUUGAGGCUUUUUCUAUUUCAUCUUUGUUUGGACACAGUGAGAAACAUCAACUGAUAUCCAGGGCUGUUCUUCAAUUCCUGCAAGUUACAGGACUGUAUGUAAGAAUUUAGUUCAAACUUUGACCUGUGGAGGGCAGUAAUACGCUUAGCAGCGUCUACACUGCCGGAAUUCUAAAAGAAGAAGUAGCACGCUAGGCGAAUGUGUGUGCGUUUGAGCGAAGUGGUCAGUGGGGGCGUCUCCCAGUGAAGUUUCAUGUUGUCUACUCGCCUCCCUCCGCUCACAGUGAGUUUGCCGCUCGUUAUCUCCAGUGAACAUGGAGUUCUCGGCUCUCCCCGGGGUCGUGCUCAGGGUGUUUGGCGGGUUCCCGGCGCUGGCCGUGUUCUGCACCGUCUUUGCCCUGGCCUUUGACUUGAUGAAGAGGUGGAAGAAGUGUGGCAACUACCCUCCCGGGCCCCGUGCUCUGCCUUUCCUCGGCAACCUUCUACAAGUGGAUCUGCACACCCCGCACCUGUCAUUCGCAAAGCUGCGGAAGAAGUACGGUGAUGUGAUGAGCUUAGACUAUGGGUGGACAAACAUGGUGGUAUUGAGUGGCUACAAGGCCCUGAAAGAGGCACUGGUGAAGAAAUCAGAAGAUUUUGCGGGCCGGCCAGACCUCCCAAUAUACAAAAAGGCCUUUAAGCAGUUUGGAGAAGGUAUUGUUCUAGCAAAGUAUGGUGACUGGUGGAAAGAGCAGAGAAAAUUUGCACUUUCGACACUGAAAAAUUUUGGGCUCGGAAAGAAGUGUCUUGAAUUGCGAAUUGUGGAAGAAGCUGGAUUUUUAAACCAAGCAUUUGAAGGUGAACAAGGUGGCCCUUUUGAUCCUCGCAUCUCGUUAACUUAUGCAACCUCAAAUAUUAUCUGUUCCAUUAUCUUCGGAGAUCGUUUUGAGUAUAAUGACAAAUGGUUCCUUGGAUUUUUGCACAUAAUUGCAGAAAGCUUUGUAUUGGAAGGUGGAUUUUGGGGCCAGGUGAUGAAUGUCUUGCCCUUUGUUCAAUACCUCCCGGGCCCACAACAGAAAUUAUUUGAAAAUCAAGUUAAAAUCACUCAAUUUUUAAACGACAUAGUCAUAAAGCACAAAGAAUCGUGGGAUCCAGAUGAUCCCAGGGACUUCAUUGAUGCUUUCUUUACACAACAGGAGAAGGUGAAACACAUCCCCAACACAAGUUUUCAGGAGUCCAAGAUGGUAGUGACAUUAUGGGGCCUUUUUACUGCAGGUACAGAGACCACCUCCACCACCCUAAACUGGGCCUUGCUCUUCAUGGUGCUCCAUCCUGAUGUACAGUCCCAGGUCCAUGAGGAGAUCGACAGAGUCAUUGGGAACGGGAGGAAGCCAAAGUUGGAAGACCGUGAGGAAAUGCCAUUCACUAACGCAGUUAUCCACGAAACCCAACGCUUAGGAAAUAUUGUUCCAAUUUCACUGCCUCAUGAAACAUGCAGAGACACCGAGGUCAUGGGUUACACCAUUCCUAAGGGAACAACAAUCUUUCCAAACAUUACCUCAAUCAUGUAUGAUGAAGACAUUUGGUUGACUCCACGUGAGUUUAACCCGGGACACUUCCUGAAUUCUGACGGGAUGUUCGUGAAGCCGGAAGCUUUCAUCCCAUUCUCUGCAGGUAAUGUCAUCGUGUGUGUUUGGGGGAGCAGCUGGCAAAGACAGAGCUCUUCAUCUUCUUCACGUCCUUGCUCCAACACUUCACCUUCUUUCUCCCGGAAAACGAGCCACGUCCGAACUUCAGGGAAGCUAAAUAUGGAUUUACCCUCUGUCCUCUCCCCUAUCGUCUCUGUGCUGAAACCAGAUGAGAUGUAAUAGAGUGAAAACUAGUCAGAGGUUGCCGAAUCUGUCGAAGUCAUUGCCACAGACGGAUGCUGAAGUUAGGUUAUUGUAGAUGGCUAGUGCAUGUGCCUUUAACAUAGUGACCUCACCACCCUUAACCACUCCCCUUAUUAGGUGUAUAAUUGCAUGCUCCCUCCCUGGUGUCUCUCUCUCUAGCUACGGUGACAGACCACGUACAGCUAGAAUAGUAAUGAUGUGAACAGAAUAAAAACUACAGUUAAGACUA
Messenger RNA from Leucoraja erinaceus (little skate), 2405 nucleotides. Its product is annotated as cytochrome P450 2D26-like. The coding region runs from base 620 to 2152 and encodes 510 amino acids. Gene Ontology annotation, biological process: xenobiotic metabolic process; arachidonate metabolic process. Gene Ontology annotation, cellular component: cytoplasm; intracellular membrane-bounded organelle. The transcript is spliced from 9 exons. NCBI's taxonomy places the organism in Eukaryota, Metazoa, Chordata, Chondrichthyes, Rajiformes, Rajidae. The record is from RefSeq and is a predicted model, not a curated record. Gene Ontology annotation, molecular function: oxidoreductase activity, acting on paired donors, with incorporation or reduction of molecular oxygen, reduced flavin or flavoprotein as one donor, and incorporation of one atom of oxygen; iron ion binding; heme binding.